AUGGGGUCAGAAAACGGGUUUCAAUUGGAUGAAACAACGCUUUAUAGCAUAUUGGGGUUGAAAUAUGGUGCCACUGAUGUACAAGUACGAAAAGCAUACAUGAAACUUGCUCGACAAUUACAUCCUGAUAAAUCGAAAUCCGAAGAGGCGGGAGAAUUGUUCAAGAAGGUCGCUCAUGCGCACUUCAUACUCACCGAUAAGAAGGAAAAGAUGAAAUACGACAGUAAACUAUUAGCGAAGGGGUUAUAUGACUAUACACCUCGUACGACAACCAAUAGCACACAGUUCUCUGAAACGAAGAAGCCCUUCCAACCGGUGAAUAAAAAUGGAGAUAUUGGAUCAGUGAAACAAAAGACUAGAAAGAGCCGUCCUUACGAAGAGCAACCUUAUGGAUUUGGUGUUGAUUCUAAUCGUGGACCCAGUAAGAACAUACCACUUUUCAAAACAUUCAAUGCUAAGAGUUAUCAAAAUAGCAAGAAGGCAACAACUCCUCCUAGAGAGGAACAGUCUUCAGAACAAAACAAACGUCACACAUCGACAUCACAUGAAAGACCUACCAAUAAAUUGGAUGCCCUAGGCAAAACUUAUUCAAAGGAAAAAAACUCCUCUGAAACUGGUUUAAAGUCCGAUUCGCGUACUCCGUCAUCCGGUUCUGACACUUCAACCACAUCUGCCUCAACAGCAGGUUCCACGGAGGAAUCUGAAGCAUAUGUGCAAAAUAAAAUGCCAAGGAAAGACCAAAACAGCGGUGCUAAAAUCAGAUUCAAUGGUCCUAAAGCUCCGGAUUCGCCGUUCCAGGAUCCUGCUCGGAGACAUUUCGCAAGAACAAAAUACGUUUCGGGACUACAAGGAAGGCGGUCAUUGUCACCGGUCAAAAACACACCGAAUUCUAGUACAGAAACUCUAAACAACGUUAAGAAUAUCUUCAAUAGUAUGAGCGAUAGACUGAGACAUACUUUAUUUGGAGAAAAUGAUGAAGGAUACGAAGAUUCCAAAGAAAGCAAAUGGAAGAAUAGUAGAAGUGAAAACGACGAGGCGAGUGGUCGCCUGUUUAAAAAAUCAAAGUUGCCCGAACGUAAGAUAUUCACCGAUGAAGAAAUUUAUGAGUAUAUGAAGCAGCAAAACGAGUCUGAUAAUUAUGAUGAUCCCGACAGACAAGACUUUAACAGUAGUAUACAUUUGAAUACAGAACAUUUGGAUGAUAAAAAUGAACUUAACACUCAAGACUUUAGACAAGCAUCUGUUACAGACACUAAGAUUGACCAGGCUCAUACAACAACUGAAAUGAAUACACAAAAACAGAAGGAUGAAGAAGAUGAAGACGAAGACGAUGUGAUCAAACUCAAAGAAUUAGAGCAAACACUCCCGAACAGUAAAGAACCGUUUGAUAUGAGAAACGUGGGAGACACCCUUGAUAACUACAAAGUCAAGCGCAUGAAAGUACCUACGUAUGGUAAAAGGGUUUCCUCAACCACCAGCACAUCUGCUUCCCAUGCAGAAGAGAACUUACAAGAAGCAGUGAAUAUUCCUCUCCCAAGGGUUUAUAAACCAGAAUCUAUACCCCUGGAGAACUAUAAAAUUGACACAUCGAUAGCAAAUAUCGUAUUACCGGAAAUACCAAACUUACUAUGCAAUGUUCUAGAUAGGUCACAGGUUCUGGAAUGUCAACAAAAAACCAUCGAAUUCACACAACAGACUAACGAGACAAAGCACAAACUACUCCAAAUUCUCUCACAACGUUUCACAGCAGAUGAGAUGCUACACGAAAAACUCUAUAGAAUUGAAAACGUCAACAAUUUGGUGGCAGCUAAACGCUAUGACAUGGAGCUUCUCGCUAAAUUAAACGAAUUGCAAAACAGACAAAGAAUCGUCGCCGAAAAUCACGCAAACCUUAUGAACACAGUUUACGCAUCUGGGUUAUUUGAAUCCUCAAAGGGUGUAAAACAAUAA
This is a messenger RNA of Kluyveromyces marxianus DMKU3-1042, 1950 nucleotides long. It is a transcript of the gene JJJ2, whose product is annotated as Jjj2p. Lineage: Eukaryota; Fungi; Ascomycota; Saccharomycetes; Saccharomycetales; Saccharomycetaceae. Gene Ontology annotation, cellular component: endoplasmic reticulum membrane. The record is from RefSeq and is a predicted model, not a curated record. Gene Ontology annotation, molecular function: Hsp70 protein binding. The transcript has a single exon. Gene Ontology annotation, biological process: cellular response to misfolded protein. Bases 1 to 1950 code for a protein of 649 amino acids.